Messenger RNA from Aptenodytes forsteri (emperor penguin), 2247 nucleotides. RefSeq names its product phosphatidylinositol glycan anchor biosynthesis class W (gene PIGW). Bases 670 to 2190 code for a protein of 506 amino acids. Gene Ontology annotation, biological process: protein localization to plasma membrane; GPI anchor biosynthetic process. The transcript has 2 exons. Gene Ontology annotation, cellular component: membrane; endoplasmic reticulum. Gene Ontology annotation, molecular function: glucosaminyl-phosphatidylinositol O-acyltransferase activity. The record is from RefSeq and is a predicted model, not a curated record. NCBI's taxonomy places the organism in Eukaryota, Metazoa, Chordata, Aves, Sphenisciformes, Spheniscidae.
CGACGUCCGUUUCCCUCCGGCUGCUGCAGUGCCGGGCCCCCGGGAGCGGGCACGGCGUGCUGGUGUCCCGCUCCCGAAACCGGUCCCACAAGGCAGAGGAGCCUGGCUGGGUAGGAUCGCCGUAGGACUGGGACUUCUUUAAAAGGGCAUUUCUGUUGCAAGUGGGGAUUUUAGCUGCUGGUUUUAUUGCACGCUCUGCUGACCAGGCAACAGAAACCUCAUUAGAGUCACAUUUUUACAUAUCCGUUUCAUUUACGCUGUAGAGAAUAUGACCAAGUGUAUUCUACAGAGCAGGACAUACAGUAAGACUAUUCACAAUGUGAAUGUUCCACAGAGUAUUUGAUAUUUAGAGAUCUUCAGGAAAAAUACGUUAAGAAUCUUGUUUGGAACACAGCAAGACUUGUAAUGCUGGAACUCGGUCAGGCCUUGCAAGUGCCUCCGCUCGGUUUCCCAGGCCACAGCUGAGUGUCAGCGCCAGCGUCUGCAGCACCGGGGCGGCAGUUCUGUAUUCUUUACAUUGAAGAGUAACUGAAAAACAGAUGACUUCUGAAAUCGCUGCACGUUUUUCAUGAACUGGUACACAAGAUCCAUUCUUGAUGAAGUUCUAAGAGCCCUGUUUUACAAAACUAACUCAAGUUCACGUUAGUGUUUUCAGAGGAAGGAAAAAGAAUGUCACAAAAGCACCUGAAAGAAGCCUUUAUCAGUAACUUAAAUGGAACUAGUUUGCUGGAAAUUUCACUAGGCUUGUCUCUACCUCCGCUCUGCCUGCUUUGCAGAGGACUCCUCUUGAUUUUAUAUCACCUGCGCUAUGGGAAACCUUUAAGUUCAAGGAAAUACGGCCUGCUGCUAGACUUCCUCGUGCUAGUAUCUCCUCUCCUGUUCUCCUGUACAGUCUUGUCUCCGAUCAUGUUUUUCAUGCCAACUAUCACUGCAGCCUUCUGUGCCGGAAUAUUUUCUAAAAUAUACAGCCAAAGAAAACAUGAGACCAGAGUGCCUUUUAGGCAAAUCGUAAAAGACUUCCAGAAGGCGUGCUUGGAUCCAGAACACAUUCCAGCAAUAACUGUGUUUCGCGUUUAUGUCAAUGUGUUGACAUCAAUCGGCAUUUUAGCAGUGGAUUUCCCGCAAUAUCCAAGGCGAUACGCCAAAGCCGAGACCUAUGGAACAGGAGUUAUGGAUUUGGGGGUUGGAGCUUUUAUUUUUGGUAAUGCUCUCGUCUGUCCUGAAGUUAGACAAAAGUCUUGCGUGACACAACCAAAAUUUUCCAAUCUGGCCAGACAGUUCUUUUCCAUUUGGCCGUUGAUUUUUCUUGGCUUUGGACGACUGCUUAGUGUUAAAUCUAUAGAGUAUCAUGAACAUACUUCAGAGUAUGGAGUGCACUGGAAUUUUUUCUUUACCUUAGCAUUCGUGAGGCUUGCAGCAUCUCUACUUUUAGCCAUAUUUCCAAAAAAUAAAUCUUGGAUUGUUGCUAUAAAUCUUGCUGUACUUUAUCAGCUUACCCUUAACGCUACCUCUCUGAAGAUGUUUAUCCUGCAUGGGAGCGACGGCAGAGAUACUAGGGUUGGCUUUUUAAAUGCCAACAGGGAAGGACUGCUCUCUCUCUUUGGAUAUCUAGCCAUAUAUAUGGCGAGCGUCCAAGUGGGACUCUGGCUGCUGAAGUGCAGAAACUCAGUGAAAGGCUGGAUUGAAGCGGCGCGUUUCUUGCUGCUGACAGUCCUCCUGCUCUUCGUGUUCCUUCACGUGUCGCAAGCGUAUGCGGACCCUGUGUCCCGCCGGAUGGCUAAUCUAUCCUACUGCGUAUGGGUGGUUGCUCACUGUCUGACUUUCUUUAUCUGUUUUGUAGUGACUGAUCUCGCGUUGGUGUUCACAAAGCUUCUUGUGAAGGGGUCCAGUGUGCCCUGUUGCUGGAACGUUGAAAAGCCCCCUGAUACCGGUACGAAGCGUGAAACGGAGACCGUGCCCGUCAGAACGGAAGGCAAGCUGUUGCACAUUUGCCUGAUUAGCGCUAUUAAUAAAAAUCAAUUACUAUUUUUCUUGCUAGCAAAUGUUAUGACUGGUACUGUGAAUAUACUGAUAGAUACAAUCCACAGCAAGACUGCAUUUACGUUAUGUAUACUACACUUGUAUAUGUUUUUUAACUGUUUAAUUAUGUAUAUAUUGCAUGCCAAAAAUAUAGCAUUAAAGUUUUGGUGAUUCCACUCUGUCUUAAGUAGAAUAGUUGAACUUUGUUUGCUGUAGUUGAAUGAUGGU